CCCACGUCCUGCUAUGCCACUAGCCAUGGAGACCUCCCCUUUCAUCAAGCUCAUCCCAUUCACCCUCCUCCUAGCCUGUUCUUCGUCGGCCAUGGCUGCUGAGCCAUCUUUGGAGGAACAGGCACGAGCUCUUCUUGCCUGGAAAGCCACACUAGAAAGCCAACCAACCCAACUGCAAUCCUGGGAGAACACUUCACGGCCGUGUAGCUGGCAUGGCAUCAGGUGCAGCAAGCAUCAACAAGCAAGGCUCCAGCAAGAGGUACCGGUGAUCACCGGGAUCUCUCUGCGAGGCUUGGGGCUGAGAGGGGAGCUCGACACCCUCAACUUCUCGGUGUUGGCAACCCUGACGAGUAUCCAACUCGCGCAAAAUCAGAUAAGGGGCUCCCUACCACCUUCUUUAGCAUCAUCCUUGCCAAACCUGCGGCAUCUAAUGCUCCAGGAAAAUAACCUCUCUGGUGAAAUACCAAAGCAUAUAAAACACCUAGAGGGUCUUGUGGUGCUGAAUUUGUCAAUCAAUCACUUGUUUGGUCCCCUUCCCAGCGAACUAGGCUACCUAAGGAAGCUGCGUACAUUAGAUUUUUCCAGCAACAACCUCACAGGCCCUGUUCCAAGAGAUUUAGGAAAUUUAACCAAGCUCACUAACUUGUCUCUGGGUGAUAACCAAUUAUCUGGACAUCUUCCUCGAGAACUAGGUUACCUCGUGAAUUUACGAUGGUUGGUUCUUAGUCAAAACCAAUUCAUGGGUUCUAUCCCCCCUACCUUCGGGAGAUUGGUUAAUCUCACCGUAUUGUACCUAUAUUAUAACCAAUUUUCUGGACAUAUUCCUCGAGAAAUAGGUUACCUCGUGAACUUAGAAGAGUUAGAUUUUACCGGCAACAAACUCACAGGCCCUAUCCCAAGAAACCUAGGGAAUUUAACCAAACUCAGUGACUUGUUUCUUGGUGAUAACCAAUUGUCUGGAUAUCUUCCUCCAGAAUUAGGUUCCCUGGUGAAUUUAGGAGGGUUGCAUAUUUGGCAAAACAAGCUCAUGGGUUCUAUCCCCGCUACCUUUGGGAGUUUGGUUAAUCUCACUAGCUUGUACCUAAGGUAUAACCAACUUUCUGGACAUAUUCCUCGAGAACUAGGUUACCUCGUGAAGUUAUUUGAGUUAGAACUUCAACACAACAAACUCAUGGGUUUCAUUCCUGAUAUUUUUGGAAAUUUGACCAAGCUCAGUUACUUGUACCUGGGGGACAACCAACUUUCCGGACAUAUUCCUCGAGAACUUGGUUACCUGGUGAAUCUAAAAAAGUUAGAUCUUAGGAACAACAAACUCAUGGGUUCUAUCCCUGCUACCUUUGGGAGUUUGGUUAAUCUCACUAGCUUGGUCCUAUGGGGCAAUCAACUUUUCGGACGCAUUCCUCCAGAACUAGGUUAUCUCAUGAACUUAGAAGAGUUACAACUUAGCAACAACAAACUCGUGGGUUCCCUCCCUGAUAUGUUUGGAAAUUUGACCAAGCUCACUCUCUUGCACUUGGAUAAUAAUAAAUUUUCCGGACAUGUUCCUCGAGGAAUUGGUACCUUAAUGGAUCUCCAAUAUCUGCAAUUUAGUGGUAACAAUUUCUCUGGUCCCUUGCCACCUGACUUGUGUGCUGGAGGCAAGCUCGAGAGAUUGGCUGGAUUUGAUAACAACCUGAAUGGACCUUUGCCAUCAAGUCUGGUACAUUGCUUAAGCCUCGUUAGAGUUCGUCUUGAAAGGAAUCAAAUAGAAGGAGAUAUCUCUGAGUUGGGAAUUCAUCCCAAUAUGGUGUAUAUGGAUAUGAGCUCGAAUAAACUAUAUGGACAGUUAUCUAACCACUGGAGGGAGUGUCGUAAUCUUACCAAGCUGAACAUCUCAAACAACAACAUCAUGGGUAAUAUACCCACAAGUAUGGGACAACUGUCUCAGUUAAAGGUACUCGAUCUUUCAUCAAACAAACUUGAAGGGGAGCUUCCAAGUAAACUGGGCAAUGUAAAAAGUCUGUUCCAUUUGAGCCUCGCUGAUAAUUUUCUCUACGGUAGUAUUCCACAAGAAAUUGGAUCAUUGUACAAUCUAGAGCUCCUAGAUUUGUCAUCAAAUAACCUAAGUGGUUCAAUAAGAGGUUCAAUUGCACGUUGUCUCAAGCUUCGCUUUUUGAAGUUGAGUCAUAAUAACUUUGAUGGAAACAUCCCUGCCGAGCUAGGCGUGAUGUUAAGCUUACAAGACUUGUUGGAUUUAAGUGACAAUUCAUUUGUUGGGGCGAUACCAAGCCAACUUAGUGGCCUGAGCAUGCUAGAUACUUUGAAUCUUUCACAUAAUGAAUUGAAUGGCUCAAUUCCAGCAUCAUUUGGGAGCUUGGAAAGCUUAACAUCCAUUGAUGUAUCUUAUAAUGAAUUGGAAGGACCGGUCCCACAGAGUAGGCUUUUCAUGAGAGCACCACUCCGGUGUUUCAUGCAUAAUAAGAUGUUAUGUGGUGUAGUGAAAGGACUGCCCUCCUGUAGUAGUGCAACUCAGAGCGAAGGACAAAGGACAGCUUAUGGAAUAAUUGUACUAGCCACAGUCGUCCCUAUUUUGAUAUGUGUUGUUCUUGCCAUAGUUGUACUUAAAUUCCAACAUGAAAGGAAAAAUUCAAAGGCAACUUCCACUGAUAAUGUAACACAAUUAGCAAGCAUGUUCUCUGUUUGGAGUUUUGAUGGGGCAAAUGUGUUCAAGCAAAUUGCUGAGGCAACUGACAAUUUUAGCGAGGUACAUUGCAUUGGAACCGGAGGAUAUGGGUCUGUGUACAAAGCUAAACUUGCAACAUGUGAAAUAUUUGCCGUGAAGAAGAUACACAUGAUAGAAGAUGAUUAUGACAUCAAUGAGUCAAUGUUCAAUCGCGAGAUUGGGGCAUUGGUGCAGAUUCGACAUCGCAACAUCGUAAAACUAUUUGGGUAUUGCUCCUCAAGCCAAGGCAGGUUUCUUAUCUAUGAAUACAUGGAGAGAGGAAACUUAGCGGAAACACUUGGGGCCAAUGAAAGGGCAAUUGAAUUGGACUGGAAAAGGCGGGUAAAUAUUGUGUUGGACGUGGUUCAUGCUUUGGCAUACAUGCAUCAUCAUUGUCCAUCACCAAUAGUUCACCGAGAUAUAACAAGCAACAACAUUUUGCUUGAUAUGGAAUUUAGAGCUUGCAUAUCUGAUUUUGGUACGGCUAAAAUCCUCAAUGUUAAUGGCCCGAAUAUCACAAGGCUUGCUGGUACGAAAGGCUAUCUUGCUCCAGAGCUAGCGUAUACAGAGAAUGUGACGGAGAAAUGUGAUGUAUAUAGCUUCGGAGUGCUCGUUAUUGAGCUUUUUCUGGGAUCCCAUCCAGGCGAUUUGCUAUCAUCCAUCUACUUGACUACCAAGAAGAAUGAUAUGUGUCUGAAGGAUCUGCUGGACUCCAGGCUCGAGCUUCCGGGCACUGAAAUCGCUAGAGAAAUAUACAACUUGCUCAGCAUUGCAGUUCAGUGCUUAGAGCCUAACCCAUCACACAGACCAACAGCACAGCGUGCUUGUGAUGAGCUAUCUUCUGGGAACCAAACAUGUGAAGGUCAUCAUGUUGAUUAUCUACAUGCCGACCUCACCAUUCCUACCUAG
Hordeum vulgare subsp. vulgare (domesticated barley) is the source of this 3610-nucleotide messenger RNA. Its product is annotated as probable leucine-rich repeat receptor-like protein kinase At1g35710. Gene Ontology annotation, molecular function: protein binding; ATP binding; protein kinase activity. NCBI's taxonomy places the organism in Eukaryota, Viridiplantae, Streptophyta, Magnoliopsida, Poales, Poaceae. The coding region runs from base 14 to 3610 and encodes 1198 amino acids. The transcript is spliced from 2 exons. The record is from RefSeq and is a predicted model, not a curated record. Gene Ontology annotation, biological process: protein phosphorylation.